Diaporthe batatas is the source of this 1554-nucleotide messenger RNA. RefSeq lists its product as uncharacterized. NCBI's taxonomy places the organism in Eukaryota, Fungi, Ascomycota, Sordariomycetes, Diaporthales, Diaporthaceae. Gene Ontology annotation, molecular function: copper ion binding; oxidoreductase activity. Bases 1 to 1554 code for a protein of 517 amino acids. The record is from RefSeq and is a predicted model, not a curated record. The transcript has 4 exons.
AUGCACUGGCAUGGAGUCUACCAAAUCGACAGGCCCUGGAAUGACGGUGUUCCUGGUGUGACACAGUACUCGAUCCAGCCCAGAGACAAUUAUACCUACCAGUUUACAGUCCAGCAGCAGUAUGGAACGUACUUCUACCACGGCCACUUCGGCCCGGCAUUCGCUGACGGGAUGCGCGGUCCCAUCUGGAUCCGCCCAGCGGCGUGGCGGCCACGUCCUUACGGGCUGAUCUCAUCCUCAAAGCACGACAUCGAUGGUAUGAGAGAGGCGGAAAAGAACCCCCACCACGUGGUGAUUAGCGACUGGAACGCCGAGGGCAUGGACAUCUUGCUCGUUAUGUAUCGAGACACUGGCAUUGUGCCCUGGUGCAGCAACUCCAUCAUAUUCAACGACAAGAGUAGGACCUACUGCCACCCUCCUGAGCUCAUCGAGGCGGUCGGUGGUCCCGGCAGAAACUCCCUUGGCUGUAAGAUGCAGCCCAGACAGGAUCUGUAUAGCAAUGAGCAGAUCUGUGAGGAGACCUUCACUCCACUAGAGGUCUUCCAAGCAGCAGACGGCCAGGAAUGGAUAUGGAUCAACUUCAUCCACUCCGGUGCCCACCAUGAGUUGCAAAUCAGCGUUGAUGAGCACGAGUUCUACGUCGUAGCCGCCGACGGGGAAUUCGUGCACCCGCAAAAGGUCCACGCGGCGAACUGCAAUCUUGGAGAGCGCAUCAGUAUUCUGGUUCGUUUGAAUAAGAAGCCCGGCGACUAUGCCGUGCGGCUUACUUCACUUCGCCCCGAGCAAGUCAUCCAAGGUAUCGGCAUCCUGCGAUACGCCAAGAGUCAGUCGACUUCAGAUGCGUCUCCCUCCGGAAUCGACGCUGUUCCAAACACUAAGCCGUGGGUUCAUCUCAACGGCACUCUGGUCGAUGAUUCCCUCGUCGCUAUGGACGAGACUAAGCUUACACCUUACCCUGCACGACCCCCUCCGGCAACAUCAGACAGUACCCUCAAGUUCUUCGUGAACAUGACUGGCACCGGCUCCUGGGCACUCAACAUCGGACCCCACCAGGCCUUCCGUCAACAGCUGCCUCCCCUGCUGUGGGACGAUGACUCCCGUGGAGAGACAACAUACAGUGAGGGCUCGCUGCGUAACGGUUCCGUCGUCGACAUCAUUUUUGAAAAUGGUGCCAACGUCACCACACAGCACCCAUUUCACAAGCACAAUAAUAAAGCCUACAUCAUCGGCACCGGCACAGGCGGGUUCCCCUGGGCAAGCGUUGACGAGGCUAUCCGCUUUGGCGGGCAGGCCGAGAAUUUUAACCUUGUUGAUCCGCCCCUGCGCGAUGGCUGCCGGUUGGGCAACCAGACGGGUGACUGGACGGUCAUCCGGUACGAUAUCGCCUUUCCUGCAGCCUCGAUGCUCCAUUGCCAUAUGAUCCAUCACUUUGGGGCUGGGCAGCAGGUCGUACUCUUGGAAGGCGUCGAAUCCAUGGCUAAAAUUCCUGCCGGGGUUAAAGACAGGGUCCAUGCGGAGUUCAUGCCCCCUUUGAGCUACGGGCCCUUGGACUGA